UUGUCAUCUAGGGAUUGAAGCGGUGGACAGGGAGCGUAACAGGGAGGAGAGCAGCCAGUGCGGACACAAAGAAGACACUCAGGGAUUCUAUCUUCUAAGACAUAAAUAUGACUGCAAUCAACAAUUCAAUGGAAGCCACAAAUUUGUCCAGCAGUUUGUGGCUUCAUGAAGACACCUUAAGCUCCCAGAACAAAACCUUUGUAGACUUUUACCUCCACAAGACCUCCAUCGCUGCAGUUUUCACCAUAUCCUACCUCUUCAUCUUCCUCAUUUGUAUGGUGGGGAAUGGGAUAGUGUGUUUCAUAGUUCUCCGGAGUAGGAAUAUGCGCACCGUCACAAACCUCUUCAUCCUCAACUUGGCCAUAAGUGACCUGUUGGUGGGCAUUUUCUGCAUGCCAACGACACUCGUGGACAAUAUUAUCACAGGAUGGCCUUUUGGAAGUGUGGUGUGUAAACUGAGUGGAAUGGUCCAAGGGAUUUCAGUAUCAGCGUCUGUAUUCACUCUGGUGGCCAUUGCUGUUGAUAGGUUCCGCUGCAUUGUUUACCCUUUUAAACAAAAGCUGACCAUUGCUACCUCUAAGAUGAUCAUAGCCAUUAUCUGGGUCUUGGCGGUGUUCAUCAUGUGUCCCUCGGGGGUCAUGCUGCAGGUCACCAAGGAGAAGAACUUCCUCAUCGUUUCGGGCCAUGACAACAGCACCCGUCCCUUCUACUGGUGCAGAGAAAACUGGCCCAACCAGGAGAUGAGAAAAAUCUACACUACUGUGCUUUUUGCCAACAUAUACCUCGCUCCGCUCAGCCUUAUUGUUAUCAUGUAUGCUCGUAUCGGUUUUAUCCUUUUCAAUACAGCCAUACCCCCGCUGAGAGGAAGCGGGAAUGAAAAUGGAAGUGGCAGUGUAAAGAACAAAUCGAGCACAGACAGUCGUCACACUAUAACAAGAAAGAAAAAGCGUGUAAUCAUGAUGCUGCUGGUUGUGGCUCUCCUCUUCAUCCUUUCCUGGUUGCCAUUAUGGACACUGAUGAUGUUGAGCGACUAUGCCAGCCUGACAGAACACCAAUAUCGAAUUAUAAACAUCUAUGUGUAUCCUUUCGCUCACUGGCUGGCCUUCUUCAACAGCAGCAUCAAUCCAAUAAUCUACGGUUUCUUCAAUGAGAACUUCCGCAGAGGCUUCCAAGCGGCUUUCAAGUUCCAGUUGUGCACGGGGGACAUGGAGAGGCGGAGGUCCAGAUCCAUCCGUAUCCACAGGAAUGCCGUGCUCCCCCUUCAGCCUCCGACGGGCAACAGGUCCGAAACAGAAAGGCAUGAUGUGACAGCCAUGUUUGGGAACGGGAAUUGCAUGUUGCAGGAUAAAACGUGUUUGUCUGGGAAAAGCGCACAGACAAAUGAGGAUCUGAUUAUGGAAGAUCUGGAGAAGGUGUCCCAGAUUUAAGAAUAAAAAACAAAAUGUGGCACCUACUUAUGAACUACUACUGAAACUGUAUCCUCUGCCAACACUAAAUCUCACUUUUACUUAUCAAAUAUUUCUGUUUAGCUAGAGAGGCGUGUGCAGAGUUGUGUCAAUACAGAGUUGUGUUUAGUCCUUUCAGUAGAUUGAACAUGUUGAGUGCUCUAUUCUUGAAAAUGCAGCACAACAUCCUAAUGUAAUGAAAUGGGGAAAAUAGAUCUGAAAUGCAUUUAUACAUGGAAGGUCUCAUCACUGUGCUUUGCUAAAUGCAGGGUUUUUUCUAUUAUGUGUGAAGUGUUUUCUUUAUAAAUGAAUGUAGAAUGCCUGGCUGCUUUUGUAGAUUAUGUAAUAUGUAAAAAAAAUAAAAUAAAAAGACGAGGUAAACAACUAUAUACCAUGUUUUUCACAUGUUUACAGUGUUAAAAACAAUUACAAACAGAUGAAUGUGGUGUAAUAAUGAAGUUUUAUCCCUUCAAAUGGAUCUCUGCUUGUCUUUUUUACACUUCUGCACUGCUUUGUGUUUUCAGAUUUGUCAAUAUUGUGGCAAGAUUUCUGCAGCCAGUUUUACCUUUUGACCGUUUAUGCCAUUUGGUGUUUUCUGUCUUUAUUU
Molecule: messenger RNA, 2052 nt
Organism: Periophthalmus magnuspinnatus
Lineage: Eukaryota; Metazoa; Chordata; Actinopteri; Gobiiformes; Gobiidae
Product: neuropeptide FF receptor 2-like
Exons: 4
Coding region: 108-1427 (439 amino acids)
Biological process (GO): G protein-coupled receptor signaling pathway
Cellular component (GO): membrane
Molecular function (GO): neuropeptide receptor activity; peptide binding
Source: RefSeq, a predicted model, not a curated record